CAAUACUAACUUUACACUUUUGUAUGAAAAACUUUGUGAUGCUAUAAUUCUUGCUGAUUGUAAAACCCAAGAAGCUAUCGCGUGUUAUUGCCUUUUGAAAAACGACCUACAAAGAGCUCGGGAUCAAAAAUAUCAUGAAUAUGUUCAGGAUCUCUAG
Molecule: messenger RNA, 157 nt
Organism: Acaulospora morrowiae
Lineage: Eukaryota; Fungi; Glomeromycota; Glomeromycetes; Diversisporales; Acaulosporaceae
Source: the annotation of a GenBank genome assembly